UGCCGCUUUGYACGCGGUAUGCAGUCUCCUCSGACGCGGCGGUMGAAGCGUUGCUGAGAGCCCAUUGGCUAUCGAACGGCCAAUGGCGUGGGUCUUGAUUGRUUGGGAGCUUCCCUGGAGGAAUAUUCCGGUUCGCUGCGCACCGCUGUAGUUUUUCUGAAGGGUUUCSCUAAUGUGAGAAUGACAGCUAUCAAAAUGGCGGAGGGCAAUAGAGAAAAGUGAUGAGGACAGGGCAACAAAUGAGACAACUAUCCUCAAUUUAUUAUAUUAUUCUCACUUUUCAUCGGAUAUUCUCGAAAACAUUUAAGGUUUGGUGAGACUUGUGCAGAGCAUAGUUUGUUCUUCUGUUGAAGAUUUAGCUAGCUAACGUUAGCUAGUUUGCUAUCUGCGGAAGAGGSACAACUUCAAGACAUUGCAGCUAAAAAAACAAGCAAUGUUUUUGAGCUGAUUCCGUGAUAGCUAGGGACUUUGUAAAUCCGGCAUUUUAAUUCCAAUAACGCAAGGUAUCAUUAGCUGGACAUAAACAGCUUUGCACUCCUCCGAUUUGGGUUAGCUACAGUAACUKAUUUAGCUAGCAAACAAAGUGGCGUCAACUGAGUACGAAUUUUGUUGAUUGUUUAUUUUAUGACGACAUGGCUCAUUCCCCGGUUCAGAGUGGCAUUCCAGGGAUGCAGAACUUUAAAGCUGAUCCGGAGGAGCUGUUCACCAAGCUGGAGAGGAUAGGGAAAGGCUCUUUUGGAGAGGUGUUCAAAGGCGUUGACAAUCGGACUCAGAAAGUAGUGGCCAUUAAGAUAAUUGACCUCGAGGAGGCUGAGGAUGAAAUCGAAGACAUUCAACAGGAYAUAACGGUCCUCAGCCAGUGUGACAGUCCCUUUGUAACCAAGUAUUACGGAUCKUAUCUGAAGGAUGCAAAAUUAUGGAUUAUUAUGGAAUAUUUAGGAGGAGGAUCAGCUCUGGAUUUAUUGGAGCCCGGUGCCUUGGACGAAACCCAGAUUGCCACAAUUCUCAGAGAGAUCCUGAGGGGACUUGAGUACCUGCACUCUGAAAAGAAAAUCCACCGAGAUAUUAAAGCCGCUAACGUGUUGCUAUCGGAGCAAGGAGACGUGAAGCUGGCAGACUUUGGAGUGGCGGGGCAGUUAACGGACACRCAGAUAAAGAGGAACACGUUCGUGGGCACUCCCUUCUGGAUGGCACCUGAAGUCAUAAAACAGUCUGCGUACGACUCAAAGGCGGAUAUAUGGUCGCUAGGUAUAACAGCCAUAGAGCUAGCCAAAGGAGAGCCACCCUACUCAGAGCURCACCCUAUGAAGGUCUUAUUCGUCAUCCCAAAGAACAACCCGCCCACUCUGGAAGGAAACUACUGCAAACCCCUCAAAGAAUUCAUAGAAGCCUGUUUGAACAAAGAGCCCAGCUUUAGGCCAACUGCCAAAGAGCUGCUAAAACACAAGCUGAUCAUCCGGCACGCCAAGAAGACGUCCUACCUUUCAGAGCUGGUGGACAAGUACAAGAAGUGGAAAGCAGAGCAGUCUCGGGAGGACUCCAGCGACGACGAGUCGGACUCUGAGCAGGAUGGCCAGGCGUCUGGAGUGAACGACUCUGGGAAUGAUGACUGGAUCUUCAACACCAUCAGGGAGAAGGACCCCAAGAAGUUCCUGAAUGGUGCCGCCCAGUUUGAUGAGCCGGAGAGGAACAAGGUGCAAGACAAUCCAGAAAGGCCUCUGUCACAGAGCUGGUGCGCUAUCAUUUCACCUUUGUUUGCUGAGUUAAAAGAGACCCAGGUUGAGGCAACCAAUGGCAAGCCAGAGGRUGUGGACGAGCUGAGGGAGGCCGUUUUCAUGUCAGAGGAGUCCUAUCCUGGUAUCUCUGACGCCCUGGUGUCUGAACUAGUGCACAGACUACAGAGGUUUUCUCUACCCAGGGCCUCAUCCUCCCAGUGACACCCCCACCCACCCCCCCCCCUCUCACCCCUACAGUAGCAGCAGUCCGUCAGUCCAUGGCCUCUGACAUCAACAGCCAUAAUGAAGUCUCCCAGGAAGUUCUCAUCACUCAUUCAUUCACCUAAAGCAAAGCCUCAGCCCACUUUUAUCCUCUACUUUUAACACUGGCCGUUGGUGA
Molecule: messenger RNA, 2115 nt
Organism: Salvelinus sp. IW2-2015
Lineage: Eukaryota; Metazoa; Chordata; Actinopteri; Salmoniformes; Salmonidae
Product: serine/threonine-protein kinase 24-like
Biological process (GO): negative regulation of cell migration; protein phosphorylation
Cellular component (GO): cytoplasm
Molecular function (GO): protein serine/threonine kinase activity; ATP binding
Source: RefSeq, a predicted model, not a curated record